Drosophila rhopaloa is the source of this 657-nucleotide messenger RNA. RefSeq lists its product as uncharacterized. The transcript has 3 exons. The record is from RefSeq and is a predicted model, not a curated record. Bases 1 to 657 code for a protein of 218 amino acids. Lineage: Eukaryota; Metazoa; Arthropoda; Insecta; Diptera; Drosophilidae.
AUGGUCAAGUUUAUUUAUUGUUGGACAGUUUUAAUACUGGUGGCCAUUUCGGAGGCACAGGAUUCGGAAGAAACUGUCGCUGUGGAAAGUUCUGUAGGGGAUUUAACUGAGGAUAAAUGCAACAAGAAUCGAGACGGUUGCUGUUCAGAGCUUUAUGUAGGUGAAGAGGAGGACCUGGUCAAGUGUUUCGUUAUACACUCGUCCAAAUUACCGGAGGAUGGGGACAGCGAUGUGGGCAAGACCCUGAGGUUUCUAUCGUGCUUUGUGGAGUGCCUGUACAAGCAAAAGAAGUACAUUGGCAAGAGCGACACUAUAAACAUGAAGAUGGUCAAGCUGGAUGCGGAGAAGAUGUAUGAGGAUCGUCCGAAGGAGAAGGAGUACCACAUUGAAAUGUACGAUCACUGCCGAAAGGAUGCAGUGGGCGUUUACAAUCUGCUGAAGGCAAGUCCCGGGGCUAAGGUUAUCCUGAAAGGAGCCUGUCGUCCCUACCUACUAAUGGUGUUCAUGUGCAUGAGUGACUACCAUCAGAAGCACGAGUGUCCUUAUUUCCGCUGGGAGGGUUCCGCCAGUGCGGGAACAAAGGAUCAGUGCGAGGAUGCCAAGUCCAAGUGCUAUCUAAUAGAUGGAAUAACACUGCCCAAAAAGAAUCCCAUCUAA